CAGAGAAGGCAGAGGCGCUCCUUCGCCCCGAUCCAAACUCCACUUACAAAGCCAGACAUUAUAUCUGUCAGAGAGGAGACCUGCAUGGACAAACCUGGGACUACUACCCGUCUUUUCGUGCAUUUCACGGCGAUGAGGGAUUUCAGCGGCUUAGCGCACCUCCGACCACCAAAGAAGGGGCUAUUAAGGUCAAUUAUUUGCUAGAAAAGGCGGGUGGGGGGGUAAAAAGAGGGAGUGUGCAUGUUACUCGGCGGGCUUCACUUCCUUGACGCUGCAGAGCAGGAGCUGGAUGGCAUGAUGCUGCAGAGCCCGCUCACCUCCACGCCGUUUUCUGUCAAGGAUAUACUCAAGCUGGAGCAGCAGCAGCAGCAGCAGCAGCAGCAGCAGCAGCAGCAGUCCGGGACCCUGGAGCACCAGCACCGGGCCCACACCCAGCCCCACCUGCACCCAGCGUCUCCGCAGCAGCAGCAGCAGCAGCAGCAGCACUUCCAAACCCCGCCGUCCUGCAUGCUCGCAGGGCCCCGGGACAGCCCCUCCUUCUCGGACGGCGAGGACAACCUGGCCUACCUCAGUGCGCUGGCGGUGCGGGAGGAGGACCGCGGAGAGACCAGCUUGUCCCCGGACAUGUACGUCCAUCCCGGGCUGGCAGCCAAGCUAGAGGCUGAGCUGGACGAGCAGGAGAACAAGAGCUGUGGGCUGGCGUCCCGGGAAGAGGCAGGGGAGGGCGGGCAGGGAGACUCGGAGAGGCCGGUGCAGAAGCAGAGGAGCCGGCGGAGACCCCGGGUGCUCUUCUCCCAGGCGCAGGUCUUCGAGCUGGAGCGGCGCUUCAAGCAGCAGCGCUACCUGUCCGCCCCGGAGCGGGAGCACCUGGCGACCACCCUCAAGCUCACCUCGACCCAGGUGAAGAUCUGGUUUCAGAACCGGCGCUACAAGUGCAAGCGCCAGCGGCAGGACAAGUCCCUGGAGGCUGCGGGGCAGCAUCACCCUCCGCCGCCCAGGCGCGUCGCGGUGCCAGUGCUGGUCCGGGACGGGAAGCCGUGCCUGGGCGGCGCGCAGACCUACACCGCCGCUGCACCGUAUGGAUCCAACCCUUACAGUUACAAUGGAUAUCCGGCCUAUUCUUACAACAGCCCCGCUUAUAACACCAACUAUAGCUGCACAUACACCAGCAUCCCCGCCCUUCCCCCGUCAAACACCCCCAACGCCUUUAUGAACAUGAACUUGGGAAACGUCAGUGGCCUUGGAGGCUCUUCACAGACCCAAACACACCAAGGGACAGCCGUCACACCUUGCCAAGGCUCCCUGCAGGGGAUCCGGGCGUGGUAGCCUCACCAGAACCAAACGCCUUUUUUGUAUGGGGCUCUUUCAUUUUGGUCAGUUCACAACCUUUAGAAGUGUGUGUUAUUUGGUCGAAACACCUCAGAAAACAGUGUUGCUUAUAUAACGGAUGUGCCUUCGGAUUUAUCUGUCAGUUGAAUUGAAACUGAAAUUUCAGGUGCAGACUGGUAAUGUCUCGGGCUACUCCAAGUGUUUCAUCUUCAAAUGGUAGCCGAAAAUAGUGUGCGUAAAAGUUUGGCUGGAUGCUGUAUUGAACAGUGAGUUGAAAUGCUAUAAAUUUCAUUUUGUGGUCCAGUAA
Messenger RNA from Myripristis murdjan (pinecone soldierfish), 1636 nucleotides. RefSeq names its product homeobox protein Nkx-2.3-like. The transcript has 2 exons. Gene Ontology annotation, molecular function: DNA-binding transcription factor activity, RNA polymerase II-specific; RNA polymerase II cis-regulatory region sequence-specific DNA binding. Bases 241 to 1326 code for a protein of 361 amino acids. Gene Ontology annotation, cellular component: nucleus. Gene Ontology annotation, biological process: regulation of transcription by RNA polymerase II; cell differentiation. Lineage: Eukaryota; Metazoa; Chordata; Actinopteri; Holocentriformes; Holocentridae. The record is from RefSeq and is a predicted model, not a curated record.